This is a messenger RNA of Papilio polytes (common Mormon), 1153 nucleotides long. RefSeq lists its product as uncharacterized. Bases 100 to 828 code for a protein of 242 amino acids. The transcript has 5 exons. Lineage: Eukaryota; Metazoa; Arthropoda; Insecta; Lepidoptera; Papilionidae. The record is from RefSeq and is a predicted model, not a curated record.
CGAUUGUAUAGGAAAAUUAACAAGUAAAAAUACUUAAAUUAUGAUCGUUAGAAAAAAUAUAUUAACAUUUAGUAGUUACUUUUAAAAUUUUGGCGAUGAAUGUUGCAUAAUUUUUCGUUGAAAUUUAAUACAUUGUUCAGUUCCUCGACCCUAACUGUUGUUAUUCAUAAAAUGAAGGCAAGAUGGGUGUUUAUGCUGACGGUGGUGGCGGUGGUGCAUGCGCAGUUCCCUAGCGGCCGCAUCCUGGAGCCCCCCAUACCCUCCCAUUGCGUCAACAGAGUCAUACACGAGAGAUAUUCUGAUAAUAAGGGAUAUUUCUUCUCGUGGCGCGACCCCGCACUCCGCGGCGUGGAGGAGGACUGGCUGAGCGCAAGGAAUUACUGCCGGCAGCGCUGCAUGGACCUCGUUUCCUUGGAGACCAGCGACGAGAACGAGUGGGUUAAAGCGCGCAUUAUUCAAGACAAGGUGAAAUACAUCUGGACGUCGGGCCGCCUAUGUGACUUCAAGGGCUGCAACCGUCCCGACCUUCUCCCCAAUGAGAUCAACGGCUGGUUCUGGACCGCGGAGCUGCAGAAGUUGCCACCCACCACCAACCGGCAGCAGAACGAUUGGUCUGAAGGCGGCGGCAUCGGCAAACCCCAGCCUGAUAACCGGGAACUUCACCAAGGUGGCGCUGCAGAGCACUGUGUGGCCAUACUCAACAACUUCUACAACGACGGUGUACAUUGGCACGACGUGGCCUGCCAUCACCGCAAACCUUUCGUCUGCGAGGAAAAUGACGCUCUCCUCAAAUACGUCCGAUACACGAACCCUAAUUUACGGGUAUAAUUAUUAAAAAAAACAUAUUUAUAAGUACAUAAAAUUUAUUCCCAAAGUUGUAAAUGCUUUGUAUUCAUACAUUUAAAACCAAAAAGAUCUGCAAUGGGAGAGAAAAGGAACAACUAAGCAAAACUACAAACACUGCCAAAUUGGUAAACAUUAUGUUCUGUUUGAAAUACAAUUUUCUACAUUUUCAUGUUAGUUUUAAGUUUUACCUUAUUACAUUUUAUAUUUAUUGCAGUAUUUUAAAACUUUUAAUGCAGUCCACAAUAACAAUGAAUGUUGUGUUUUACUUUAAGUAUUUAUAAUCUUUUAAUAAAGACUGCUAAAUACA